AGUCAAAAAGUGAACGUCACCGCAUAAGGGCCUGUACCGCGUGUUAGUGUGGCUAAAGUACUCGGUAUGGCGAUUGAAACCACCAGCUCCAAGGACACGCUGGCCGAGCUAGGGGCGGAAGAUGAAACACUGGAAGACUAUGAUCCUUACAAGCACCGUACGAUCAGCAAACCGAACUCCACGUUCGGUACGUUCGUACACGUAAUGAAGGGUGCGAUGGGCGUUGGAAUUCUAUCGAUGCCGUAUGCUAUUCGAAAUGGUGGACUGAUAUUUGGUGUUAUCGGCACGUUCCUGCUGGGAAUGCUGUACUCGCACUGUGUGCACUUGUUGGUAGACACUGCUUACAAGAUUUGCAAGCGAGAACGUAUACCGAUGCUAAGCUUUGCCCAAACUGUGGACCGGGCAUGUGCCUUAGGCUCUCCGAGAAUGCGUCCGAUGGGGAAAAUAUUGAAGAACGUAGUCGAUUAUUUCCUAAUGAUACCGAUAUCAUCCAUGAUCUAUAUGGUGUUCGUCGGCUCCACCAUUCAUGACGUUAUCAAUGCCCGCACCGAUCUCGAUUGGGACGUUCGAAUCUACAUUCUGUUGGUCGCGGUACCGGCGAUCGGAAUAACCCAGGUCAGGGAAAUUAAGUAUCUCGUUCCAUUCUCGGCUAUUGCGACGACGCUGAUCUUUGCCAAUGUCGUCAUUUCCCUGUACUACAUCUUCAAGGAACCACUCUCGUUCGACGAUCGGGAUCUGUUCCCGUCGUUCGAUUCGCUAACAAACUUUCUUGGCGCGGCGUACUUCGCAUUCGAUGCAACAACGCUUAUUUUCCCCGUCUCCAAUCAAAUGAAGCAUCCGGAACACUACCUUGGAUGUCCUGGCAUAGUGAACGUUAACAACAUAUGCUUAGCCAUUCUGUACAGUUUUAUUGGUGUGGUCGGCUACCUUCGGUAUGGUGACAAAAUUCAAGGAUCUAUAACGCUCAACUUUCCCCAAGAAGAAGAUUUGGCGAUGGUAAUACAAAUCCUCUCCGCUGUGGCAAUCCUCUUCUCGAUAGGCAUCUUCUUCUACGUUCCGAUCGAGACCGUUUGGCGAAGGGUGCAUGAACGGGUGCCACCGAAAUGGCAUGUUGCGGUGCAGACACUCAUACGGUUGGCGUACCUCUUGGGGAUCGUAGCCAUUGCUUGCGCUGUUCCGGACAUUGGAACGUUCGUAGGGUUCAUUGGGGCUGUGUUUAAUCCCAUCCUUGCGCUAUGGUUUCCCAUAAUUGUGGAUUCGAUUUAUCGGUGGCCGGGUGACUUUGGAUGGAUGAAAUGGCGGCUGGUGAAAAAUGGUUUAAUGGCAUUGUUUGGAUUGUACCUACUAAUCACGGGAACUAUCUCCAGUGUGGAAGAUAUAAUUGAUUUAUAUAAAUAGAAAUAUGAUGAGUAAAACACCA
Messenger RNA from Anopheles stephensi (Asian malaria mosquito), 1420 nucleotides. RefSeq names its product proton-coupled amino acid transporter-like protein CG1139. Gene Ontology annotation, cellular component: vacuolar membrane. The record is from RefSeq and is a predicted model, not a curated record. Gene Ontology annotation, biological process: amino acid transmembrane transport. The transcript is spliced from 6 exons. Bases 67 to 1398 code for a protein of 443 amino acids. Lineage: Eukaryota; Metazoa; Arthropoda; Insecta; Diptera; Culicidae. Gene Ontology annotation, molecular function: amino acid transmembrane transporter activity.